Molecule: messenger RNA, 462 nt
Organism: Aphidius gifuensis
Lineage: Eukaryota; Metazoa; Arthropoda; Insecta; Hymenoptera; Braconidae
Product: 60S ribosomal protein L31
Exons: 3
Coding region: 59-430 (123 amino acids)
Biological process (GO): cytoplasmic translation
Cellular component (GO): ribosome; cytosolic large ribosomal subunit
Molecular function (GO): structural constituent of ribosome
Source: RefSeq, a predicted model, not a curated record
CGGAAAAUGAGACGAGAACAGUCUUUUUGGUUAUAGAACCGCAGCGGAGAGAAAUAAAAUGGCCAAGACAAGCGAAAAAAAAGCCAAGAGUGCAAUCAAUGAAGUUGUGACGCGUGAAUAUACCGUCAACCUUCACAAACGCCUCCAUGGAAUUGGUUUCAAAAAACGUGCACCACGUGCAAUCAAAGAAAUCAAAAAGUUUGCUGUACAACAAAUGGGAACACCUGAUGUCAGAAUUGACACCAGACUCAAUAAACAAUUGUGGUCAAAAGGAAUCAGAAAUGUUCCAUUCAGAGUUCGUGUUCGUUUGAGCCGUAGACGUAAUGAUGAUGAAGAUUCAGCCAAUAAAUUAUUCACUCUUGUAACUUAUAUUCCAGUUGGAACUUUCAAAGGUCUUCAAACAGAAAAUGUCGAUGCAAGUCAAGAAUAAAUAUUGAAUAAAUAACAUUUUCAAACGCUUAA